This is a messenger RNA of Oppiella nova, 381 nucleotides long. The record is from the annotation of a GenBank genome assembly. NCBI's taxonomy places the organism in Eukaryota, Metazoa, Arthropoda, Arachnida, Sarcoptiformes, Oppiidae.
AUGUCGGAGCUGAGAGAUCUCGAUGUCGUCAACAAUUACUGGCUUAAUUGUGUGGCUGAAAAUGAUGAGGAAAAGUUUCAGAAAUUUCAAUCACUACUGUGUGUCCCCAAUAAGACGGACACAUCUAUUGUGGAUAAAGUGAUUAAAUGCCAACGCAACGAAACGGCUGAAGAGAUAGCCCUAAUUAAAGCUAAUGUGAGCGCCUACACCAAAGUGGAUCAGACGAUUAUGGAGCGCAAGGAAACAUUGAUUAUGUAUUGCGAUAAAGAGUUUUUCAAUUGUAUGGUCAAAGUGUUUGUCGAUAAUAAAGAUUUAUUUGAUGAGCAAGAUCGUAUAAACAAGUCAAAAGAUAAAGCGGUUGAAGAGAAAACUUAUUUAUAA